UCUAUUAUAAGCGCUUAUUAGCAAGAAGUUCAUUCAAACCCUAAGGUUCAGCAGCAAUGGCCCCCAUUAGAAGAGUGCAGAUGCAGGGUCCAAGGCCUACGCCUCUCACUGUAAACAGGAGUUGUAGUACUUCUUCAGAGAUGAUCAAGAAGCCUGUACCUAAGAAUCGAAGGCGUUCUCCUGUUAUAGUAUACCUAAGAUCUCCCACGAUUAUCCAUGUAAAGCCUCAGGAUUUCAUGCGCCUGGUGCAAAGCCUCACUGGUAAUAAGUCGUCCAUGGUUCCUUCUUUUUGCUCUUCUUCUUCUUCGUGUGUUACAGCGGUGGAUGGAGCCAUGAGCGAGAGAGCAAGAUCAGAGCAUGCUUGGUGAAGUGGUUUUGGAGGGUCUGUGUUGCCAUCUGUGUAAUUAAACAUUCAUGCAGCAGACAGAAUUUGUGUUGGGACUUGGGACAAAAUUUCAUUAAUAUAGGAGGUUGUGGCCGGUAUGCUGUGUUAGGCUGUUAGCUAGGUGAAAGGAUGAUAAAUAAGGACAAUGAAUCCUGGCUCCCAAUUUCUUUUCGGGUUUUUUUCAUCUGAUUUAGCAACUUAUGUUUAUAGAGCAAUUUGGGCAAUUAAUGAAAAGAUGUAGUUUCAUGUAUGAAUGAAGAUUUGUUUUGUUAGG
Messenger RNA from Vitis vinifera (wine grape), 659 nucleotides. RefSeq names its product VQ motif-containing protein 8, chloroplastic. The transcript has a single exon. The record is from RefSeq and is a predicted model, not a curated record. NCBI's taxonomy places the organism in Eukaryota, Viridiplantae, Streptophyta, Magnoliopsida, Vitales, Vitaceae. Bases 57 to 368 code for a protein of 103 amino acids. Gene Ontology annotation, cellular component: nucleus.